This is a messenger RNA of Penicillium cataractarum, 1332 nucleotides long. RefSeq names its product 8-oxoguanine glycosylase OGG1. Gene Ontology annotation, biological process: base-excision repair; nucleotide-excision repair; base-excision repair, AP site formation. The record is from RefSeq and is a predicted model, not a curated record. Gene Ontology annotation, molecular function: 8-oxo-7,8-dihydroguanine DNA N-glycosylase activity; damaged DNA binding. The transcript is spliced from 3 exons. Bases 1 to 1332 code for a protein of 443 amino acids. NCBI's taxonomy places the organism in Eukaryota, Fungi, Ascomycota, Eurotiomycetes, Eurotiales, Aspergillaceae. Gene Ontology annotation, cellular component: nucleus.
AUGGCGGGCGCAUUUUCAGAGUGGCGCAAACUGCCAAUAGGCCUGAAUGAGAUUUGCAUCAAUACAACGUUGCGCUGUGGUCAAUCUUUUAGAUGGCAGCAUAUUCCCGAAAGCAAAGAAUGGCGUUGUGUGCUUUACGGCAAGCUGCUAUCUCUAAAACAGGACUCAUCGGUCCUCUACUAUCGAGAUUACCGAGCACCCGCUUCGGCCUCUCUCCCAACCCCUCCGAUCUCAGAAAUUCCCUCUCGAGCGCAAUCCGAUGCCGAACCCACCGACAACAAGGCGCAUGCAGCCAAUUCACAUGACGACCAUGUCCUCCGAAUUAUAAAACACUAUCUCAACCUAUCCCUCAACUUGACCGAUCUCUACACCCAAUGGUCCACUCAGGAUCCCAAUUUCAAGAAAAAGGCAGCCCAAUUCACUGGAAUCCGGAUAUUGCGCCAGGAUGCCUGGGAAGCACUCGUAUCGUUCAUAUGCAGCAGCAACAACAAUAUUUCCCGAAUCUCGCAAAUGGUGGAAAAGCUAUGUAUCCAUUACGGCCCGUUUAUUGCCAAGGUCGGCGAACGCGCAUACCAUGAUUUCCCGACUCCGGAGGCAUUGGCGUGCAAAGACGUGGAGAGCAAUCUCCGCAGUCUCGGCUUUGGAUAUCGGGCAAGGUAUAUCUACCAAACAGCCGUCAUGGUCUCUCAAGAGAGAGAGGCAGGGUGGUUAGAUAGCCUUUGCAAUCCCGAGUCACCGGCAUUCGGAAUGGAAGCAAAGCCCGGUGAUGGGAUGAAGCCCGAGGGACGGCAGGGUUACCGUGAUGCUCAUGAGAAACUCCUUGAGCUACAAGGUGUCGGGCCAAAAGUAUCUGAUUGCGUGUGCUUGAUGGGCCUCGGAUGGGGCGAAUCAGUACCCGUUGACACCCAUGUAUGGCAAAUCGCACAGCGAGACUACCGAUUUGGCAAAAGCUCCAAUAAAUCGCUCACUAAAGCGACUUAUGACGCUGUGGCCAAUCACUUCCGAAAGCUUUGGGGCCAGGAAGCAGGCUGGGCACAUAGUGUGCUCUUCACAGCAGACCUACGGUCGUUUGCAGAUCGACUUGCAGCAACGAAAAAGGUUGGUGUGUCAGUAAAAGAGGAGGACUCGGAGAUCAAGAUCAAGACCGAGGUGACAACUGCAGUGGCAUUGACAGCGCCUAAAGAAGAAACGGUGGAUAUUAAGGUCGAGGACUCGGAGGACAAGCCUGCUACGAAGACCAGAGGCAAGAAACGAAAGGACUCGACAGAGGGUAUCGUGCUUGCAUCUCAGACGACAGAGACCAGGAGAGUGUCCAAGAGACUCCGUCGAUAG